Molecule: messenger RNA, 4577 nt
Organism: Leptidea sinapis
Lineage: Eukaryota; Metazoa; Arthropoda; Insecta; Lepidoptera; Pieridae
Product: atrial natriuretic peptide receptor 1-like
Exons: 10
Biological process (GO): intracellular signal transduction; receptor guanylyl cyclase signaling pathway; cGMP biosynthetic process
Molecular function (GO): guanylate cyclase activity; peptide receptor activity
Source: RefSeq, a predicted model, not a curated record
CGCCAUAUAGGUAGACCGCCGCUGGAGGCGCUAGCGGACAGCUUCGACUGCGUGCGGGAGUGCUGUGCCGAGUGUUGGGUGGAAGACCCGAGCUCGCGUCCCGACUUCAAGGCUAUAAGGGCCCGCUUGCGACCACUUAGGAAAGGAAUGAAACCAAAUAUAUUUGAUAAUAUGAUAGCAAUGAUGGAGAAAUACGCAAAUAAUUUGGAAGCUCUAGUCGAUGAGCGAACUGAUCAGUUACAAGAAGAGAAGAAAAAAACAGAGGCAUUACUAGAAGAGAUGUUGCCAGCGCCAGUUGCUGAACAACUUAAACGGGGAAGGAAAGUGUUGCCAGAGAGCUAUGACUCCGUCACUAUAUACUUUAGCGACAUCGUGGGGUUUACUGCCAUGUCUGCUGAAAGUACACCGCUACAGGUGGUCGAUUUUCUAAACGAUCUCUACACUUGCUUUGACUCUAUAUUAGAAAACUUCGACGUGUACAAAGUUGAAACAAUAGGCGAUGCAUAUAUGGUUGUGUCAGGGCUACCAAUACGUAAUGGAAUUUUACACGCGGGUGAGAUAGCCUCGAUGGCUCUGGCGCUGCUGGGCGCCACCAGGUCGUUCAGAGUUCGACACCGGCCGGACCAGAGACUGCUGCUGCGAGUUGGAAUACAUUCCGGUCCAGUUUGUGCUGGCGUAGUAGGAUUAAAAAUGCCGAGAUAUUGCCUGUUCGGUGACACGGUCAACACAGCUAGUCGUUUUGAAUCUACCGGUAUACCUCUCAAGAUUCACUGCAGUUCCACUUGCAAGGCGUUCUUGGAUCAACUAGGAGGCUAUAUUAUGGAGGAGCGUGGUAUUGUUUCAAUGAAAGGUAAAAGGGACCAGGUGACGUACUGGCUGAAGGGUGAAGAGCCGGCGGCAGCAGCGGCCCGGACGCGGCGGAGGGCGAUCCACAAGGAGGUGACACCCUUGUCUACUGAGAAAAAACAAAGAAGUUCACUAAAAAGCCGCAAUUGGAAGAACCAAGUUGGCAGUUUGCACAGAUGUUGCAGUUUAGAAUCUCCGAAGAAACUUCGGUUCGCAUCCGGCAACCACCUGGAGUCCCACACCGACAGCGUCUUACAUCACCGCAGCGAUGAAUAUCUGAUGGAGGUAAUAGGCGAAAACCGGGUGACACCAACUCCUAGGGUAGACCUGCUGGAAGCUCCUAGCCUUCGCCAAGAGUACACGAGCGUGUCGUGUCCCAUCAUAGAGCAAGUGGAGAGUGAGCCAUGCGACAUCCGCCUCGUUGUGAACGGCCUUCAUGACCCCGCGGGUGUUCCACUGUUAGCAGACGUUUAGAAGAUCCACGUGGAACUUGUAGACAAUUAUUUAACUAGCUGUUAGAAUAUAAGUGAAAAUUUAUAAAUACGCAUACUAAAUUGGAUAAACCACGAUUUUCUGCAUUAGGGGCCCAUAUUUAAUGUUAUAUUACCUAAGCUCAUUGAUUGGAAAAAUAACUCACUGUGAAACACCCACAACUCAAAUUUCGAGUCACGCCAAUCAAAUGAAGUAAAAUAUGCCUUAAAAUAUGGAUUUAAAUAUCAAUGAUCUAAAGUAAACACGAAUUCGAAACAGAAAACGUGAGAAACUGUAGUUAAUUGUAGCGCAAAUAAAUAGCAAUGGCAGACCACGACCCGAAACUCGCUAUGUGAUCUUAGUGAUUCAUGCUAUAAUUUUCUUGAUUCUCAUUAAUAAUGUCACAUAUAAUGUUCAUGAUGUAUAAAUUGUUUUUAAAGUAUAAUCCUUCACUAUUUACAAGCAUUUGCAUUCUUUGGAACCAUGGCGUAAAGUGCUGUCGUGAUGAAAGCUGUCAAAAACUGUGGAUUUACACACCCAUCUGAAAUGUGAGUUUCGCUCUCACAGUGAGCAGAUCGCGCUAUCAGCUGUUUUUUAUUCAAUGAGGGUUUAUGGACUUUGACGGUUCCGUACCUACCUAGGUGUAUUAUAAUAAUUCCUUGAUUUCAGGCUACAAGGCCCAUAAAAUAAAUACCUUAUAGUCUAACAUAUGAUAUAUAACUUAAAUCUACGUCACAUUUUCGCGGCGAUGUGAGGCGCGGGUUCGGUAGUUUCCGGCGGUCGGCGACGUCCGCGAUACUUGCGGAACACGACCACCUUCGGCCACUGCAGCACGUCCAGGAAGGUCGAUAUAUGAUCUGUCGGGACACGAACAACAAAAGAGUUGAAGUCUACUGCGUGACCCGUCACCAACUUUUCGACCCCCAACCGGAACCUUGACUUCUCCACCAAGUACUGAACAAUGUCGGAGGCCUUGGUGGUGUGUUGAAAGCGAGAGACGUACAUAUACGUCGCUGGGAUUACGGGACGCAGGAGCUGGUUCUGUCCUAUCGGUGCUGUGCCACAUUGGUGAUGACUAGGAGGUCUUCUCUUCUUCCGCUCCACCUUAAUGAAGGCAUCCUUGUCGGUCAGACCCUUCGACACAGUUCUACAAGCGGGUUCGUUGCGGGUGUGCCCGCUUCCAAUUUCUGUCUUCUGCACUGUCCGCUUUCUGGGUCGCUGGCGGAUGGCAGCAGCAUCGUCACGUUAAGGUGUUGACGUAACGACAGCAGGCGACACCUCCGAGAGGGGAGGAGGUGAGGGACGGGCAGCAAGUACAUUACCGCUUACACGUGCGGGCACAGCGGCCGGUGUCGAGUCGAAUUUCGCUGAUUCAAAACUCGCUGGCGAAGCAAUGCAAGCCCCACGUCGUGUGUUGAUGUUAUUGGCCUCUAUUGACCUACUUACAACAGUAUUGUUGCGCAAAAUCGCAACUUCAGCUUGCAGGUCCCUGAUGGUGUUCUGAGAUGCCUCUAAUUUCAACACUACUUCUGCCAGGCCUGCCUUGAGGUUUGUGAUGUCCUUCAGCAACCUGGUGACGUCGACAUGGACGAAGGUGACGGGCGGUAACUUGUUCAAGUUCCAUGCCACGAAAGACGGUACGUCGUCAGGAUCAGUCACCUUCAGGAAAUUUAUCAUGUCCUGAAGACUUCUCUCUCCCCUUUCAUCCAUCCUGCAGGACGGCAUCUGGUUGGUUUUCAUCAAAACCUCGUACAGGAGCGUCUUGGCGUUGAUGAUCUCCUCACUCUUGAAAUUUAUGCACAGAUCUGGAUGAUACUGAUCUCGUCCCUACUAUUAAUUGCGUGCUGAAGGAAUGCCAGCAAUUUAUUGGCUAUGAGUUUUUCAGAACUCAUAGUCAUAAUAGCGUGCAGCGGCGGUUGCCGCGCAGAUCGCAAAUAUAAAUUAUAUUCGUAGGUUCAGUGAGCAUGUACGUUUCCGAUCGCAAUAUAUUAUAAUCCAUUUAUCUGUAAGAAUUAUGUGUAUUUUUUACUGCUAAAUCUGGCCUCUCCUGCUUAACUCCAAUUAUCGCGAUAAUUUAAGAUAAUAAUACAUUUAUUAUGACCAGAUAACAAAAAAAAAGAAAAAAUGUGUUGAGUAUUUGACAGCUGUGGCCCAACUUAUUGAAACAUAAAAGAAAACUUUUGCAGUAAAAUAUUAGGUGUUUUAGGCUUAGAUAAUUUAUACGUCUUGAUAAACCUCUUGCUGCUAGACACCCGAUGGAAACAAGCCAGAUUUAUUACUCUUAGUGUGCGUGACAAGCUACGUCCUACACUCGCAACUUGUAUGUCACUUUGUAUUGUGCUUGCAUUGCUCAAAAUAAGAGGUUAAAAGUCAACCUCAAUUUUUUUUUUGACGUUUUAACAGCUGUCACAGUCUAUCUAGACGUAUAAAUGAUAUAAGUUUUUAGGUAUGUAAACUUACAUUAUCCCUUAAACAUAGUUAAGUAUUUAUUAUAUAUAGGAAAUAGGCAUGUCAGCUUUAGUUGCGAUGCAUAGAUUUUGUAAGAUUUCAGUUUAGCGUAAGUUUAUCUUCUAGUGAAAUCUCUUAUAUUAUUAGCAUUUAAUGGGUUACUUUAAGUCGCUAGUCACAAUUGACAUAAUCUUAUUUUCUUCCAAUGAUAUCUAAUGUUCAUUGAUGUAUAACUAUUACGUUUUCGUUGUCAAUGUCUCUAACAAAUAAUUAUUCAUCACUAUCUCGUCGAGGGAAAACUUUGGCGACUAGUUUAUAUACAGAUUAUUGAAAUAUUAUGUAACGAAUGAAGCUUAGAUUAAUGAUUGUUCUCCGCUGUGCUCCAACUAGAGAGCGCAGGCAGUCGUAAAGUGUGGCAACUAAUACUACGCCCGUAGGCGUAUUCGAGCCAGUCUCGUGUGGUCUCGGGGCGAACAAUGUGUGACCUUGACGGGUCACAAUGUCAUGUUCUGUCAAACUUUAAAUUAAUUUCAAUGUAAAAUAACACGAAGCGUAUGUUACAAAAUUCGGAAGAUGCAAUUGAGUGUCAAGAUGCACGCACACAAGCAUCUAAUAGUAGUCUAGCAAUAAAAAGCUAUUGUUCUUAGGUAGUGCGGUAUCUAGGUGUAGCGCAGCGGAGACCAAUCAUUAAUCUAAGGAAUCAAUCAAUAAAUUUCAAUAAUGACAAUAUGGCUAAACAGUUUGUUAAAAAUAUAUUUUCAUGUUCAGAUACAUAAUCACCUGGAAUGUAUAAUAAAGAAAUGUCAAAUUGA